Messenger RNA from Esox lucius (northern pike), 4690 nucleotides. RefSeq names its product MYCL proto-oncogene, bHLH transcription factor b (gene myclb). Gene Ontology annotation, biological process: regulation of transcription by RNA polymerase II. NCBI's taxonomy places the organism in Eukaryota, Metazoa, Chordata, Actinopteri, Esociformes, Esocidae. Bases 669 to 2057 code for a protein of 462 amino acids. Gene Ontology annotation, molecular function: DNA-binding transcription factor activity, RNA polymerase II-specific; RNA polymerase II cis-regulatory region sequence-specific DNA binding; protein dimerization activity. The transcript has 3 exons. The record is from RefSeq and is a predicted model, not a curated record.
CUGAUGUACAUAGCAAAAUCUGAGCCUCUGCUUGGUUGAUCUACUACGACUUACUUGUUUCCAGACAGUUUGGUGCAAAUACUGCACAGGAGUUAAAUAGUAAGCUUUGAAUGAAAGGCAACCGCUAAGUAGUGAGAACAAUUAAUUCAGAGCAGCCUAUGAAAUCGAUGGUUGGUUCGAGAGCAGAUUUUGACCCAAAUAUAUUUGUUGUGUACGGGGAAACAGACGCGACACGUCAUAAUGUACGAUACCGCAAGACGCUUCGGUGUCGCUGUUUUGAUUUAACCGUUAUUGUCUACUACGGACUUGGAAUAAAUGAAGAUCUUGCAAGAAUCCCCUUCAGUUUCAGCAAACCGUACAAGGAGUAUUACGGUAUUGAGAAAUAUUUGUUUUCUCCAUUCCUGGACGGAUGUGUUUAUUUCUGAAAUUACGCCCGCUAGUAAAAGAAAUCCUACUUCUCAAUUUUUUGGAAGUUAGAUCUCCAACACGGCUGUUGUUAAUUAAUUAGGCGAUACUUAACCUACUAGUGGAUUUAGAAUUUAUUUUCUCUUGGAUGCUUUGCGGGAUAAUGCCGGUUGGUGGGCUACUCUAAAGCGGUAGGCUAGUGUUAACGAGGGAGGGGAUCCGUUUGAGUGCCCUCCAACACCCGAGCCUUCCCUGACCUCCAAAUGCCAGGCAUCAACUCGGCCACUGACCCAUGUUACCAGACAGGUUGGGAGAUGGAGUACGACCACUAUCAACAUUACUUUUUCGACGACCACGAUCCGGGUGACGAUUUCUUCAAAGCCACGGCACCCAGUGAGGACAUAUGGAAGAAAUUCGAAUUGGUACCGACCCCGCCCAUGUCCCCUGUACGGGCUUUGGAGGGGGCAAACGGGACGGUCUACCCUUCUCUGGGGGAUAAACUCGAGUGGGUGUCGCAGGUUUUGGGUCAAGAGGACGACCAAGAUGUGCAGUGUAAACUCAGCCCGCUCGGCGAGACUAUGGGUAACCUGAGCUCCAUCAUCAUCCAGGACUGUAUGUGGAGCGGUUUUUCUGCAGGCAAGCAGCUAGAGAAAGUUGUCGGAGAGCGGCUCGCCUCCUGUGUCGGGCCAGGUCCGACAAAACUGGGCCUGCAUCAGGUGGGAGCGAACAUCACUACAGGAAGGGCUCAGUGCGUGGCGGUACCGGUGGAUGCGGGGGUUCCGGUAAUGAGUAGUGUUGCGACGGAUUGCGUGGACCCGGCUGCUGUUCUUACCUUCCCACUCACCGGGGGACCGUUGAGGAAACCGGCUGUGUCAUCCGGUUCCGAGUCCCACACCGACUCAUCCGAUGACGAAUCCAGUGACGAGGACGAGGACGAAGAGGAGAUCGACGUGGUGACGGUGGAGCCCAGGCCACUGGCCGGCGGUGGGCUGAACAGGCGGACGCCGGUCACCAUCAUGGUACAAGCGGACCCACUGGAUCCAUGUAUGAAACGCUUCCACAUCUCCAUCCACCAGCAGCAGCACAACUACGCAGCGCCGUCACCGGACACACACGCCGUCACACACCCAGACCCCCCCAGGAAGAGGCUCCGACACGAGCCCACAGACUCUCCCCAAAACCUCUCCAGCUUCUCUCAGUCCCAGGUGAACUCACACCCCGUCUCAACCGGUCAGAACUCGGACGGAAAACCUCCUCGCGUCCCCCUAGCAACGGUUGGGUCGGACUCCUCCAAUGCCAACAAGCCCUCGCCUGCCUCCUCCCUCUCCCAGCGGUCGUCAUGUCCACGGUCGUCCUCCUACCCUAGCAGCCCCCAGUGGUCCGACUGCGAGGACACGGACAAACGAAAGACCCACAAUUUCCUGGAGCGGAAACGGCGGAACGACCUGCGCUCUCGUUUCCUGGCGCUGCGGGACGAGAUCCCUGGGCUGGCGGAGUGUCCCAAAACCCCCAAGGUGGCCAUCCUGACACGUGCCACCGAGUACCUGCAGCGGCUACACUCCAGCGAGCGCCAGCGGGUACAGGAGACGAGGCAGCUCAAAGCCCGGCAACAACAGCUGCUCCGCAGGCUGGCACAGCUCAAACAGUGCUGAACUCCCUGGCAGGCUGGCACAGCUCAAACAGUGCUGAACUCCCUGGCAGACUGGCUGGAGGCCUCUAGUCGAUGGGACCUGCUCUUAAACGCACAGAAACUAAAGCAACUUGCUCUGUGACUGACUGACUGGCUGAUACUUGGAGAAGCCUGUGAUAGACAAUGGUAGACCGAUCCUUGUUGGGGCUGCGUCCAAACCAACCAGGCUGAGCCCCCCCCCCUCGCUGGCCUAAUUCCAAAGCGAUCCCUGGCCUAUAGCAGGGGUAGGUCACCUGACAGGACAAACAACACGAGGGAAAGGACAUAGUGGAAUGUCUGCGACAAGCCCUCAUGCAUGUGGUGAGAUGAAAGAGGAACGAAGACACUGAUUUUUUGGGCUGGGUACUGGGUGUAUUGGUUUCUUAUGUUGUGCGUUUCUUCUGUUGUUCUUUGCACAUUUGCUUGGUAAAGAUUGACAGAGCAAUCAUCCAUUCAGGAAGGAUCGUGAGCUGGUGUCACAUGAUCAUAUGGGGGCAGGGUUCUGGGCUGGCCAUGGAUAUAUUUAUUGGCAUUUUGCCUCCCUGGUACAACUACCUUAUUAACGAUUAAAAUAGGUGAAUAUAAAAAAGGUUAAUGUUUCCCACUGGAAUGACUAACUCGUCAGGAUGCCAUGUAGGCAGUGUUUUGAGAUUUAAUGAUUAUAUGCACGUGUAAAGAAGAAAAAAAAACGUUAUCCACGCUAGAGCAAAAACGGCUCAAAUGUUGUUGAUAUAACAUCUUGAAAGUAUCCUAGACCUUUUUCGUAUGUGUGUGUGGGUGGGGUAUUCUGAAACUAAACAAUAUCUUAUUUUUGGUGGCAUUGAGAAAUUUAAAUGGUGACAUUGUUUUUAUCAAAAUGUUCGCCAUUCCAAACAAUGGCAAUUUACUUUAACAGGAAAUUGAAUAUCUGCUUCUCCCACUUGAGGUUUCCUGUUAUUUCCUGAAAGAAAUCAGUUGUGAAUCCAAUGAUGGUGCAUAGGGCAACCAUGUCUAGACCAGCUGUGCAUGUUUAAGUGGUAGGUUGGUAGCUAUUAGAAUCCUAUACAGUCUCUAAAGAACCAAAAACAGGACUUUGUUUAUUUUUGUGUGCCCCACCCACCCACCCCACUGGGUUACCUGAAAGAUAUCUCAACAAUCUAUUUUUGUUAAUAAAAAGGAAAAUAAAAAAAUAACACUUGAAACUUUAAUUUGUUCACACUAGCCACUUUUUUAAAUUUUGUUUUCAAUGCCUGUUUUCUUUGCAGUUCUAUUGUACUUUUUAGUUGUACAAUAUCAGUUUUGGGUGGUAAAACUUUGUACUAUAUUUUCCUACAGAGUUUUUGUUUUGUUGGUUUGGGCUGAAGUCUUUAUUUUGUAUAUGAUAUUAUUGAGAUUUAAUUUUUUGUUAUUAUGUAUUUGCAGUCUUUCUCUCCCUUGGAUUGCCUUGAGGUAAAAUCACUUGCAGUCUGCUGCUCCAUUCAAUCCAACCACUUUAUCUAGCAAGCACUCUCUAAAAUCUCACAGUAGGGUUGCUAAGAGGAUCUGGUGCUUAAAUGCCUUGGCUGGUGUUUAGCCUGACGUAAACCUGCUGUCUCUGCCCUGUCCCAUCGGAGUAACUCCCAAACUAAGGGCUUGUAUGCCAGAGGUCCAUGGGCCUUAUCAGGGUUUAGGGUUCCAUUUCGGACGGGGCAAUUGGUAACCGACUUGAUGUCAUGAUGCACUAUAUCCACCUCAGUGGCCUGUUGUCAUCCGUAACCAGGGAAACUGGGUUAUUGAUCAGUAACCAGGGUUACUGACCUAGGGGCCAGUUUAGACCUGUAGUUCAUAAUGCACAACAGUCUAGCUGAUUGUGGGUCAGCACUCCCUUUAAAUACUUUGUGGAUUGAGGCCCAGGUGGUUAGACAAAGAGGUUCAUGUUGAGUGGCACCUUUGUCAGUCUGGGUUCAGUGAGGUUGAGCUGCUCCAACGGGUAAUCCUCAAAGCUUUGGAUUACUUACUCCCAAUGCCUCCCACAGUUCAUCGAAACAGAAAGAGGGGGUGAACGGGAGUGAACUGGAAGGAUGGAGGAAGGAGAAAAAACAAGGCCGUAGAGAUUGGAGAGGGUGUUAAAGCGGGAGAGAGGACUCUUUCACACCACGCCUGAUCACCAGCUAACUGUACUUCAACUUGUCAUGCGAGGUCCGUCUUGACCCUAAGGAUUGGCUAUAACCUGCUGGUGUCCGGUUGGUUUUGUUUGUUUUGAUUUGUCACUGUUGUAUCUCAACUGUCCUGAGGGAUGUACUGUCAAGCAGAAUCAAGGCAUUAGCCAACUAACUCGCCUGAACAUUUCUCAAGUUAUUAUAAUUGGCAUAACCUAAUUGACUGAAUGACCAAAACCCCAACUUAAAUGGUCUCAAUUAAUCAGAAAAUCUACAGUUAUUGCUAACGUAUAUUAAAGUUAAGUGGCCAAAUCUUUGAUUCUGUUUUGUAGUCCCCAUUCCUGUGUUUGACUCUGUCAUGUUGAAACAGGACCAUGAUAGGCUUCCGUUUUGGGAGUUACAGGAAUGCCGGGCCUCGUCUUAAGCACUUUGUUUUCAGUACCUCAUAAUUACGGAGAGAAUCCGACAGACAAUUAAUAAUAAAUUCAAUUUAAAGCAA